Molecule: messenger RNA, 696 nt
Organism: Nematolebias whitei (Rio pearlfish)
Lineage: Eukaryota; Metazoa; Chordata; Actinopteri; Cyprinodontiformes; Rivulidae
Product: peptidase inhibitor 16
Exons: 5
Cellular component (GO): extracellular region
Source: RefSeq, a predicted model, not a curated record
AUGAAAGUCUCUCUGCAGAGGUGGGACUCGAGCCUGAAGCUGAUGGCCGAGGCGUACGCAGCUAAAUGCAUCUGGAACCACAACCCGGAGCUGGAGGAGACGGGGGAGAAUCUGUACGCUGGCACGGGGCCCCUGGACUUCGCUCAGGCUGUGGAGAAAUGGUUCAUGGAACAUCUGGACUACGACUUCCAGAACAACACGUGUGAUGAAGUCAAGAUGUGUGGGCAUUACACGCAGAUGGUCUGGGCGGACACACACAGGGUUGGCUGUGCUUUCCAUCUCUGUGACAAAAUGGACGGACUUGACUGGGAGGACAGGACCUCCUUCCUCGUCUGUAACUACUUUCCAGCAGGGAACUACGAAGGAGUGCGGCCCUACGUGGAAGGGGACUGGUGCUCCAGGUGUCCUGAAAACCUCCAGAAGUGUGAAAACAACCUCUGUGCUCCGGACUUGGUGGACGAGGACGUCGGUGGGGACGAUCAUGGAACGGAGACAGAUUUUGUCCCCACCUUCCCUGAAGAACUGGGUGAUACAGAAACUACUCACCCCCCCACUGAGCCCGACACCACCCUGGUCCAAACAGAACCCACUGAGGAGGAGCACACCCCCACACCAGGAGCCACCGCAGCCCGGGUCCAACCUCAGGACGUCUUAUCAUCAGCACCAGCACCAGAACCAGAGGAGGAGGAGGAGGAG